AUGGCCAAUUUGAACGGAAAAGCUCCUCCUCCCAAUCCACCGCCAGCUCCACCUCCCAGUCCUCCACCAAGUCCACCAACACCUCCUGCUCCUCCAUGGUUGGGGCAGAUGAUUUCAGGGUGGAGGAUUUCUCAAUUCAGCUGGGAAAUCACAGAAUUUGCAAUACUUAUGGUUCCAAAUUCAAAUCCUAGCCUCCCAUCAUUUUUCCAAAAAACAAAUAAUGAUCAAGUUGGGGAUGAGUGUCCUGAUCUUGAUGAUGUUUCUAACCUUAAACUUGUUUUCAAUGGGGUUCAAAAUCUUAAUGAAGAGGAACUAAUAUCAGCUGGUCAUGAUAUUAGUGAUGGAGGAUUGAUUGUCAGUGCACGAGAUAAGAUUAUUAACAAUCUCCACAGAUUCCACCGUGAGCUUGGCCGCAGGUAG
Fraxinus pennsylvanica is the source of this 420-nucleotide messenger RNA. The record is from the annotation of a GenBank genome assembly. NCBI's taxonomy places the organism in Eukaryota, Viridiplantae, Streptophyta, Magnoliopsida, Lamiales, Oleaceae.